GAUACAGGACUAGACCAGUCCUCUUCAGCAUUGUGAGGUCUCCUCUCUGAGAGUUAUAAUGAGUUAUCAUCAGGGGGCUGAGGGUGGAGCCAUCCCUAAAGAAAGAUGUAAGGAUGGGUCACCAUACAAGGAUCUUGAUGAGACCAUGGACCCUGAUAUGAGGCCUUGUACUACUAGGGACCCUCCAGAGAGAGCAGAGUCUAUUUCCUCUGGUUUUCUAUCUAUGAAGAGUGAGCAAUCCAUGGAUUUCCCUCUUAAUUUCAAAGGAGCAGACUCUCUACGAAACAAAUGGCCAGGAGUGAUGGUCUGUGAUAUCUGCUCUGAGGUCCAAGCUGUGAAGUUCUGUCAGACCUGCAGUGUGUCCUACUGUGAGACCCACAUCAGACAACACUAUACAAUAGCAACACUGCAGAGACACACACUGGUGGAUGUGACUGGAGACCUGGGGCUGAAACUCUGUCAACAUGUCUACAGUCCUCUGGAGGUGUUCUGUAGGACAGACCAGAUGAUGAUCUGUAGUCAGUGUGCAGAGACAAACCACAAAGGACAUGAUACCAUCCUCCUUGAGAAAAAGAAAGCAGGAAGACAGCGUAAGAGUUUUGAUGGCGACAAACAGAAAAUGCUGGCCUCAGAUGAUGUGCUGCCCCCUCCUGGUGACUUCCAGGUCCUGUUGCUGACGUCAGACUCAGUGUCUCUGAGCUGGAGUUCUCCUCAGGGGGUUAAAGGACCCCACAAGUUCAGGGUCAUCUGGGAUUGUGAUGGGGAAACAAGCUCAACAAGAGUGAAAGGCGGGUAUCAUCUUAAAAUAAGCAGUCUCCAACCUGGUGAAAAGUACCAGUUCAGUGUGUCCACAGAGGGAGAAGAUGGAAGACAAAGCAGAUGGAUCUCAGCAUCUGUAUUCACAGUGGUUCCACCCAGAGACUUAAAGGUAGACAAUUUGAAAUAUACCUCCUUCACUCUCCACUGGACUAAGGCUGAAGGAAUGGAGAAAGUUCCACAACGCUUCCUCAUAUCCUACUGCAGCUCAGCAACAGACCUCCAUGCAGAGAAUACUGAAGACUGUCACACAACAUUCUCAAACCUGCAACCUGGUACUGAGUACACUGUCAGCAUCUCAACUGUGCUGAACAAUGGGGAAGAGAGUGAACCUGUCUCUACAACCAUCUGCACUAUACUUCCUGCUCCAGACCAGCUGACUGUUGACUCAGUGGACACCACAUCAGCUGCUGUUAGCUGGAACCAGCCACCAGGAUUAGACCAAACCCAACAUCAUUACCAGAUCUCCUACCACUGUCCAGGGACAGAACCACACAUCACUACCACAUCUUCACACAGCAUCACUCUCUCUGACCUGCAACGUGGUACUCAGUACUCUGUCACUGUCUGCACUGUGCUGGAAAAUGGAAAGAAAAGUCAACUGGUGUCAACAACCCUCACCACAGGAUCCUGUCUCAUGGAGCUGUUGUCAAAGACUGGACUAGAAGAUCAUUAUGAAAACAAGCUGACGUUAAGUACUGUCCUUGAGAUAAAUGCUGAUACUACAUCAGAUGAACCUCUUACCACUAUGCAGUCACUUCCAGGGGCCUUCCUGAAGAAGUUAAUGAUGGCAAAUGUGAAUGCUAGGAGUGUCAAAUGUCUGAUCACUGACCAGGAGGCUUCCUAUGAUGAUGUAGACAACCUGGACACUGACUCUGAUACUAGUGAUGUCAUUAAUCCACUGGACCUGAUCACAGCCCUGUUUCUGUGUUCAGAUGGUUUCCUGCAGCAGGAGAUGGUCCAGAAAAUGUCCAUGUGUCAGUUUGCUGUUCCUCUGCUGCUGCCCAACUGUGACACAGAACAAAUCACUUUGAUGCUGUGGGCCUUGAGGGACAUAGUGAAGAAGUUUAGAUCCUCUUCCCAAACAUCCACAAAGGCUUUUGUGGAGGACAGACUUGUUGUCUCUGAUAUUCCUAUGGUGUCCUUUGUUAGGAUAGGAGAGAGUAGCUUGUCCAAGUCUCAUAUUUUGAACAAGUUGUUUAGUAACCCUCAACAGUACCAUGACACUUUUGUUCAUCAUGAUAUGGAAUGUGGAGAUGUCCCUUUGCAAAUCUCAGAUGGUCUGGUUGAAAUAAGCUGGUACUUUCCCUGUGGGAACAAAAACACAGACAUGUUCACCAAGCCUGUGGUGGUGGCCAAUCUCAGAGGAGACAUCAGGUCCUUUGAAACACAGUUCUCCUUUCUGUGUCAAACAUCAGCUGCAGUUUACAUUUUCACUGAUGAUUUCGAGGCCGAUCUCAAGGUUUUGGAAGGAAAAAUCACAAAAGCAGAGUUAUUUCUGGUUGUCAACUCUCAGAAUAAAACAUUCAGGGUGGACACAUUGAAGAAAAUAAUCACAAACUACAGUAUCAACCCAACAAAUGUGAUUGUGAAGAAGAAGAAAAAUGAUGUACAAUUAGUCAAAACCCUGCAGUCCUCUGUGGGUGACAUCAUUGAAAAAAGUAAAAACAGAUUGACAAUUGAAAACAUGGUUGACGAGGCUCAUCAGUUUGGGAUUCUGGUUGAUGAAGACAGGGAUGAGUGUCAAAGUGCCAGGAAGACAGCAGAUGACAUCACCAGGAACAUCACAGACACAAUGAAAUUCAAACAUGAACAACUACCCUUACAAGGAACAAUCUGGAAAGAGCUUUCCCAGUUGGAGAAAGAGAGAUGUAGACUGAGAAAAGCAGGGGAUAAAGACAUUGAACACUACAAGAGCUCUCUGAAGAAAAAGGAGGAAGAGCUGAGAGAGAAGCAAAAUAAAUGUGACAUGUCAGAUGCAAUGGCAAGCUUCAUUUUAGGAUUGUCAGGUUCAGGAGCUGACCGUUCCUAUUUCCUCAAAUGGAUGCGGAUAAAUCUGGACAAUCUGUCACGGCAGAACCUGUCUGCUUUGCGGGACCGGUACAAAGAUCUUUGCCAAAAUUCUCCCGAGAAAAAAUACCAAAUUAAAGAUUUGGAUAAGCAAUUAUCUGACUGUUCCUUGGGACUUGAACACUUCCUGCGUGAGUUGGGCCAGUUAUAUGAGGCUUCCUGCUCCCUUCCUGAAGACAGCCCUCAAAGGAAACGGAUGGAGCAUCUCCCUGGAUUGUGUGCUCAGAUGCUGUUGGAUGGUUUCCCCAUUGAGCUUGUGGAUGGAGAUGCAUCAAAUAUCCCUCUGACAUGGAUAUCAGCUGUUCUGACUCAGCUUCAUACUCUUGUGGACUCUAACAGCAAGAUCCGGGUUGUGACAGUUUUAGGGGUCCAAAGCACUGGGAAGUCCACUCUCCUCAACACCAUGUUUGGGGUCCAGUUUGCUGUCAGCAGUGGAAGGUGCACCAGAGGGGCCUUCAUGCUGCUGAUUAAAGUCAACAAAGAACUCAAGGAGGAGCUGAAAUGUGACUUCAUCAUGGUCAUUGACACGGAGGGGUUGAAAUCACCAGAGUUGGCUCAACUAGAUGAUAGUCAUGAACAUGACAAUGAACUGGCAACGCUGGUGAUAGGACUCAGUGAUGUCACUAUCAUCAACAUCGCCAUGGAGAACUCCACAGAGAUGAAAGACAUUCUACAGAUUGUUGUUCAUGCUUUUAUCAGGAUGAAGGAAGUGGGGAAGAAGCCGAUAUGUCAUUUUGUGCACCAGAAUGUGUCAGACAUGUCUGCUCAUGACAACAACAUGAGGGACAGAAAGAAGUUGCUGGAACAGUUGAAUGAAAUGACCCAGGCAGCAGCCAGAAUGGAGAAGAAGGAGAAUAUCACCAAGUUCACUGAUGUGAUGGAGUAUGAUCCAGACACAAGCAGCUGCUACAUCCCAGGACUCUGGCAUGGGACUCCCCCUAUGGCUCCAGUCAAUGUUGGAUACAGUGAGGCUGUGUAUGAUUUAAAAAAGAGCUUGAUGCAAGACUUAAUCAAAUGCCAGAGUAAUGAUGACAUGACACAUUUCUUGAAGUGGACACAAAGCUUGUGGGAGGCAGUGAAGUUUGAGAAAUUCAUCUUCAGUUUCAGAAACAGCUUGGUUGCAGUUGCAUACUCCAGAUUAUGCUCUGAAUACAGUGGUUGGGAAUGGGCCUUCCAGAAAAAUAUGUAUUCCUGGAUGGUGGGUGCUGAAACUAAAAUAUCCAAUAUUAUCAUGACAGAUCAACAUCCCCAGAGGUCCAUAAGAGAUGUGCUACAAGACUUGAUGAUAGAAGCAUCUAUGAAGAUGUCAUUGGGAGAAAAGGAAAUUCAAGACAAUCUAGUGAAAUACUUUGAAAAGCAAGAUGGCCAUGUCAAUCUGGUGGAAAAAUACAAGGAGGACUUUAUGUCCAGUGCCAAAACACUGAGACGAGAGACAGAAAACACAGUGAAGAACAAACUGCAAGGAGCUGUUGAGAUCAAAGAGGGGAUGACAGAACUGAACAAAAUCAAGAGUUCUCAGACAAGUACAAUGGAAAAGAAGGUUCUGACUCUGCUACAGAACUGUAAAAAGAAAGAAUCUGUUCUAUCAGAUGCGGCCCUCAGUGAAGAGUUUGAAAACAUGUGGAAGGAAACUCUGUCUGAGAUAUACUUCAAAGGACUCCCUAGAAGAGAUGUGGCUCAAGAUGCCUUCCUUAUGUUAAAUGGUAAUCUGUCAACAAGGGGUGGGCAUGUCAAUAGUAUGUUGGUUAGAAACAACCUGGUGGAUUGUGGUAAAAGAGAAUUUUCUGUGGAAUCUGAGGGUUUAGGGAAGAUAUUUGGGGGCUUAGUUAAGCACUGGGACACCAACCAUUACAGGAAGAAACUACUAGAGUUGUGUGAUGACAUCAUAACACAGUGUCAGUUGUUUAUAACCCAGAAGGUGGAAAGCAAAACAGAUUACCAUGAUACUUACAUCAAAGAGCUGCUGAACAAGAUUGAUGUUACAUUACAACAACACAAGAAUGUUAAAAUCAGUGAGGAAUGUGAGGUUUCUCUGAAGCUACACAUCUGUGGCAGAGCAGCCAUAGAGUUUCAGAAGAUGCAUGAUGAUUUUAUUGAAGUCAAUGACCCAAGGAAGUGUCUGGAACAGUCUAAGAGCAAGUACCUUACUGAGUUCAGAGACUUGUUUCAUAACCGAGACCAGUGCCUUUAAGAAAGCUGAGGACUUCACAAAGCUCUGUCUACAGCCAGCUGUACAGGACUAUGUGACCAAAAUGAUUGGUCCUGAUGUGGUUGAUGAAGUGAAGACAGGUGAAGGGUCAGAGGAUUACAGCACCCGAGGGGCUUUCAAGUUCUCCAUUUUAAAACAACUCCUGACAGAUGGAGAAUAUGAGAAAUGUAAAGGGAACAUGAUCUCCCAGAGGACUGGAAGGCAUUAACAACUCAUGAUGUAAUGAAGAGCUUGAAAGAGCAUUUCAACAUGAAAUAAAGUGGAGUUCUACUGUAUAUAAUUACUCUUGUUCACCAACAUGUUACCAUAUAACUGAACAUUCAAAGACUUGACAACCAGAAAUAACUCUCAUGACAUGUCACAGAUUCAAACUGUAAGGAGCCAGUCGCCCAGACUUGUUGAAAUAAUGUGCAGAUCUGGAAAUACACAACUGGAUCACAGAAAGUCAUAUUUACAAUUACAUUCAUAAACUAUAUGACCUGUUAGCAAUAUACAGAUCUGAUGUUCCAUAAUGAAAUAGCUAACAUGUUGAGUUGUAUGUCAAAGGAACACAAUAUUCUAAUCUAAGUACAUCUAUACAACUCAUGAUGUAGUAAGAAAAUCAUUAUUAAUAAAUGUAGUAAUCAAACACAUGGAAGAAAAGUAAAUGUGACCAUCAAUAGGUUAACCAACAGAUUGAGCCUUUUUGACCUUAUUAACACAAUAUACAGGUAACUAAUGAGCUAGUCUGACAUUGUUUAUUUUAAAUUUUCUUUCCAUCUGUCCUACAGUAGGGCUUGAUAUGCCUUAAUCCCAGAUUAUGAAGGAUCAUCAUUUAGUGGUGGACUUUCCCUUUGUGUUUAUUUGUUAUUUGACCUUUUACUUUUUCAUCUUAAUGUCAUUUUUUAUGUAGAGAAUAAUUUGUGGUUUCAUAUACAGGUUUUACACAUGUAUUGGUCUCUUAAAUAAUUUACUUCAAGAAUGAUUACUACGUAGACUUUAAAUCUGUUUUUAAUGGAUCACACCUUCUAAUAGUGAUUUGUUCAAUGACUUCAUUGCUUUGAAGACAUUAGUUUGGAUACAGUGUAAUUCAUAAUCAGUGAACAUCAGUAAUGCAACUUCAUUAAAACUCUUCAUGGAUGCUUGAUAUACACUACCGUUCAGAAGUUUGGGGUCACUUAGAAAUGUCCUUGUUUUUGAAAGACAAGCAAUUUUUUUUGUCCAUUAAAAUAACAUCAAAUUGAUCAGAAAUAAA
Molecule: messenger RNA, 6329 nt
Organism: Oncorhynchus mykiss (rainbow trout)
Lineage: Eukaryota; Metazoa; Chordata; Actinopteri; Salmoniformes; Salmonidae
Source: RefSeq, a predicted model, not a curated record